Messenger RNA from Thunnus maccoyii (southern bluefin tuna), 3611 nucleotides. Its product is annotated as probable polypeptide N-acetylgalactosaminyltransferase 8. The transcript has 11 exons. The coding region runs from base 183 to 2057 and encodes 624 amino acids. The record is from RefSeq and is a predicted model, not a curated record. NCBI's taxonomy places the organism in Eukaryota, Metazoa, Chordata, Actinopteri, Scombriformes, Scombridae. Gene Ontology annotation, cellular component: Golgi apparatus.
CCUGCAGCAGGGGAAGGGCUGGUCUCACACACCUUGCGGAGUUCUAACCUUUUAUCACAAAAUACCGUCAUGUUUUUUUUCUCCAACUGUGUGUUUGAACCCGUCAGUCUAGUAAUCUCAGUUUGCCUCGCUGCGUGCGUGUGUGUCAUCUGAGAUUUGACUGUCUCGCUGGAGGGGUCAGGAUGAGGGCAGUGUGGGUAAAGCGGCCGGUCCUCAUCUUGGGAGUUAUUGGGGUCUUCCUCUACAUGGGCAUGUUUCUGAAGAGUGGAUAUGAGCGCACAAUGGACACUGACACAGAGUCGGACACACGGCGCAUAAGCAGGAGUUUAUCUGACCUGAAGGCGAGCAUCAGUGAUCUCCAUGAUGCACUCCGAGCUUUUGAGAAAAAGCAGGAUGCCAUGCAGAAAAUGCUCGAAGAGGGCAAAGUCGAACUACCACCAGUCAAAAAGCAGCCAGAGCAGGAAGAGCAACCCAGAGAACAGAUCCAGGACAAGGAGACCCCUACUCAGAAAAAGUCCCAUAAAUUGUUCCCUGACUCUGCCCUGUUCAGGGAGUGGGGGGAAAAUCUGUCUGAAGAUGACCAAAGAGAGGCACAGGCCUUGUUUGAGAAUUAUGGAUACAACGUUUUUCUCAGCGACCGCCUUCCUCUAGAUCGAACUCUUCCAGAUACCAGGGAUCCAAGGUGUUUGACAAAGAAUUAUCCAAAGGACCUACCGAGUCUUGGAGUAGUGCUGAUCUACCUGAAUGAGGCCUUGUCUGUCAUCAAAAGAGCCAUGCGCAGCAUCAUCGACCGCACCCCACAAAACCUGCUGAAGGAGAUAAUAUUGGUGGAUGACAAUAGCUCUAAUGAGAACCUGAAGGGAGACCUUGACCUGUACGUGAAGUCGCUUGAGCAGGAGAACCCAAGUCUUCGUAUCACAAGAGUGAAGCAUACCGAGCAGCUAGGGCUUGCUUAUGCCAGGGCUUCUGGGAUGAGGGCUGCCACUGCCGACGUUGUGGCCAUCCUGGACGCACACAUCGAAGUCCAUGAUAUGUGGGCUGAACCCCUUCUGACACAGAUCAAAGCUGACCGAACGGUGGUGGUGUCUCCUGUGUUUGACAGAGUCAACUUCGAUGACCUCAAGGUUAUUCAGUACCAACCCGCAGCACAUGCCUUCGACUGGGCUUUGUGGUGCAUGUAUGAAGGUUUUACACCUGAGUAUUACGAGCUCAAUGACGCCUCACUGCCUGGGAAGAGUCCAUCCGUCAUGGGGAUCCUUGUUGCUGACAGGAAGUUUCUUGAAGAAAUUGGAGGCCUUGAUGUUGGAAUGAAAGUCUACGGUGGAGAAAAUGUUGAGCUGGGAAUUCGUGUGUGGACAUGUGGAGGGAGUGUUGAAGUAGUUCCAUGCUCCAAGAUUGCCCACAUCGAGAGGUCCCACAAGCCCUACCUGCCUGACCUGAGCCCUGCUAUGAAGAGAAAUGCCCUGAGGGUAGCAGAAGUCUGGAUGGAUGAAUACAAACACAACAUCAACUUGGCUUGGAACUUGCCAUUUGAGGAUCACGGAAUUGACAUUGGAAAUAUCACUGAGAGGAAAAAUCUCAGAGAAAGGUUGAACUGUAAACCUUUCAAAUGGUACCUGGAAAAUGUGUAUCCCAAGUUGGAUCCCUGGGACAACCUUCUUGCCUAUGGAGGAAUGAAGAAUCUUGAUGCUGACAUGUGUUUGGACCAAGGCCCGGUGCCGGGUCACACACCUAUCGCCUACAAUUGCUACUACUAUGGACCUCAAUUCACAUAUUACCGUGAAAACGGUGAGUUCUACAUCGGCGGCAUUAAGUCCCACAAGUACAAUGACAACCGGUGUUUAACUGACACGGGCAGCAAAGAAACUGAGCCUGGUCUUUUCAACUGCAAAGAGGCUAUGCAGAAAGGAAUGGGCAUUUACUGGGACUUCACUCAGGGCAAAGAACUGAAGAACAGACAAACAAAAAGAUGUCUGGAAAUUAUAAAAGGAGAACUUUUAAUACAGGAAUGCUCCGGCCAAAGAUGGGAAAUCCAAAACAUAAUCAAAGCCUUUUAAAGUGUGUGCUUGGCCAAUGAGAAGCACACAUCUCCGCUCAUAGGUCAGUGGGUAUUAACGCCUGAAAGAAAGUCAGUGAAAUUUGACUCCUAUAAUUCUUUAAAUGUACUCCAUUUGGGAUGGAAAAAGUGAAUUAUUGAUGUGGUAAAUCUUUGGGAAAACAUAGGAACAUUUACUCAAAAACAGGAUUUUGGAAGAAGUUUGAAAUGACUGCUUAGUUUAAGUCACUUAGAAGAAAUGAUGAAUGCUAUCCAAGAAUUACUUAGAAGCCCAAACUGGACCUGUCAACAAUUCCAAAAGACAAGAUCAUACAAAACUGAGAGAAUUGAGAAAAUCUCACAUUUUUGGUCAAAGGCUUUAAUGUUUCAAGAUCCAAAUUUACGACUGAUUAAAUUUGUGUUUUCUGUGCUGAUCAGUUUAAAUGUAUAAAAGGGCAACAUUCACGGUUUGAUUGUCAUACAACAUGAGAGUAACAAUUAUAAUUUUAAUAUAAACUUCCCCAAAGACUAGAAGACUGCUACUCUUAAUCCAGGCCAGUAAUACUUUAAUGAGUUAUCUCACAAAUUUACAUCCAGCAAACUUGGUUGAACUUGUCAGACUUGGUUACCUUGGAUACAAAGACUCCAGUUUUGAAGCAGAGGAAACGUGAGUGGAGUUGAUGCUGAGAUGAGCAGUCAUAGCUCUGGUUGGUGAUAUGCAAGCCGAUGCCUAUACUGCAAGUUAAAGGUAGGAAAAAAAAGAGCAUAACUGGGACCAUAUUUGCAUACCGGACAGGCUGCCCACCACAGCACAACUUACAAAUGCAAGUUAAUACAUUUUAAAAUCAUUUUUAUGCAAUACUUUUGGUGCUGUUGGGUGAAUAUUGGGUUUGAAAAUAUAAAUAUUUUUAGUAAUCUAUUCCUAAAUUAUUUUACUGUGCAUUAUCAUUGGUUAUAGAAGUUGCUUCGGUGCAGAGAAAGGCAUGCACAAAUCAUAAGGUGAAGGAGUAAAUUAAAUCAGGGCCAAUGAAGGUUAAAAAAAGUGGAUUUAGAAAAAAAUGAAAGAGUUCAUAUAUGAGUUGAAACAGCAGCACAUAUGCUUGAACUGCCUGAAAAGAAUUUACUGGAUUAUGAGCUGUGCAGAACUAGAAUAACCAAGCUGCCGUCUUGUGGAUGAGGGGCAAGUUUAAAUCUACUCUACUACAGAAUGUGAUUAUUAAAGAUUUCUGAAUUUGAUUCUUCACAUUAGAUGAUAUUUUUUUUAAACACCACUGUUUUAACAGGCGUACUAUGGUAAUCCUGAGGACUGUAGUGUCACCUUGUUCAAAUUUAUAUGAACUUAAUUGUCAAUUUAGCACUGUCAUAUAGGUUUGAAGAUAUUUGUGUUGUCAUUAUUUUUGUUAUGACAAGAUAUCCAGUGACUGACAGAUCAUUGUUGUUCAGUUGAAUAACGUUUUGUUGUUAAAAAAAAAACCCAAAAACAAAACAAAAAAACUGAAUUGUACUAAGUAUUUAACUUGGUGGUUAUAUAACAUGCAUUGAGGAAUGUUAUGUUUUGUCUUUUUUGUUGUCUUUU